AUGGACAAGCUCUUCGAUCAGUUUGCCCAGGCAGUCAGCGAGGGGAACGGGCCCCUCCUGUCAAAAACACUGCUGCCCGGAGAGUCGAAUGAGGACCUCGACAGGCUACAUUCCAUCUGGCGAAGUGUCACCUCGCAGGAUGUUAAGAACACUGUCAGGACACACAUUCGUAAGCGCACAAACCUACCGCGCGACGAGACCGAGGGCUGGUUGGAGGUUUACAUAGCCUUUUGGAAGGCCAUAGGCGAGAUCCUCGGCGUGCACGGCACCACCGGGGCGCCACCCAGGGCGACCUGGAACUCGGUGUAUGAGUCCUGGAAGGAGUUGACGUCCAUGGUCAUCCGCGGCUACACCAACCACAGCUUCGAGGCCUGGACAAUACCGUGCCUGUACGUGACCGGUAGGCAUCUGCGCGUGUUUGCAAUCAAGGCGGACGAGGAGCGGAACAAGACUUCGGGUGGUCCCAACAGCGCCACCUUUGAGGACGACUUUGAUACCGACAGCGAGAAGCACAAGAUUCUCGAGGACUGCGCACGACAGCUGAACCGCAUCUUCACCCUUUGCCUCAGUGAUCGUGCCCCCCUUGAGGAUUCUAGAAAGUGGGGCAUCUACUUUAUCAUCAACCUCCUCUUCAAGACUUACUUUCGUUUGAACUCGGCCAGUCUUUCGAGGAACAUCCUCAAGGCCCUCAAUGCUUACAAGGGGGAUAUGCCUGGAUUGGACCAAUUCCCCAAGUCUCAGCAGGUCACCUUUAGGUAUUACGAAGGAAUUCUUGCAUUUCUUGACGAGAAUUACCCCGAGGCAGAAAAAAGUUUGUUGCAAGCAUACAAGUUCUGUCAUAAGGAUGCCCACAAAAACAAACAACUGAUCCUCACCUACCUCAUCCCAUGUCGCCUCCUCACAGCACAAACCCUCCCGAGCCCGGCACUUCUCGAACCUUACCCUUCCCUCCAGCGACUCUUCCUGCCCCUCUCCCGCUGCAUCAAGAAGGGCGAGCUGCACGCCUUCGACCUGGCCCUCCAGGCUGGCGAGGAGGACUUUGUCAAGCGCCGCAUCUACCUCACCCUCGAGCGCGGUCGCGAUAUUGCCCUGCGCAACCUGCUCCGCAAGGUUUUCCUUGCCGGCGGCUUUGAGGAGUCCAAGGAUGGCGCUCCCCCGCUGCGGCGCACGAGGAUCCCCGUGGCCGAGUUCGCGGCCGCUAUCAGCAUGAACAGCCAGCAGAGCCUGGACUCGGACGAGGUAGAGUGUCUUUUGGCCAAUAUGAUUUACAAGGGACUUAUGAAGGGAUACAUUCACCGAGAACGGGGCAUCGUCGUUUUGAGCAAGGCUGGCGCAUUCCCUGGGACUAAUAUCUGA
This is a messenger RNA of Pyricularia grisea, 1356 nucleotides long. RefSeq lists its product as uncharacterized. The record is from RefSeq and is a predicted model, not a curated record. Gene Ontology annotation, molecular function: double-stranded DNA binding; RNA binding. NCBI's taxonomy places the organism in Eukaryota, Fungi, Ascomycota, Sordariomycetes, Magnaporthales, Pyriculariaceae. The transcript has 4 exons. Gene Ontology annotation, biological process: post-transcriptional tethering of RNA polymerase II gene DNA at nuclear periphery; poly(A)+ mRNA export from nucleus; transcription elongation by RNA polymerase II. Gene Ontology annotation, cellular component: transcription export complex 2. The coding region runs from base 1 to 1356 and encodes 451 amino acids.